UAUCUCAUCCAUGUAUCUGUCAUUUGUCAAGUAAAAUUUGCCUCGUGCCAAAAUGGCUAAGAAAAAAAUAGAAGACAAAAGUGAUGAAAGCACUAAAAAUGAUAGUGAUGUAUCCAGCAAUAAUGACGAACCCAAUUUUAGCGACCCAGAAUGGAUGGUGGACGACAUUUCUGAUUCAGAACUCUUAGGGGACAUACUAAAGGAUAAACCAAAGGAAACCGAUGGUUAUGAAAGCGUAAUAGUGGUCGAUGGCGUUCCGCAAGUUGGGCCUGAUAGACUAGAUAAACUUAAAUCAGUUAUCAAUAAAUUGUUUAAUAAGUUUGGUAACAUUGUAAAUGAGUAUUAUCCGGUAACCCCAGAGGGAACCACAAAGGGCUACAUCUUUCUAGAAUAUUCAGUUCCUGAACAUGCAGCAGAAGCGGUUAAUCUUACCAAUUUUAAAUUAGACAAACAACACACUUUUCAGGUUAAUUUGUUUACUGAUUUUGCUAAAUAUGAGCAAAUUCCUGAUAAAUGGGAUCCCCCACAACCCAAGCCUUAUGAAGGUCAAGCAGAUCUGCACUACUAUCUACUUGAACCUGAUGCAUUUGACCAAUUUGCCGUUGUUACAGCUCAAAGUGCGAAUGUUCAAAUUUAUCAAAACACCCAGCCCGAUCCUACAAUUGUUGAAGAAAGAAACGGUUGGAGUAUAACAUAUGUUAAGUGGUCACCUCUGGGAACUUAUUUGUGUACUUUUCAUAAACCAGGUAUUGCUUUAUGGGCCGGACCCAAUUUUACUCAGUACCGAAAAUUUGCGCAUUUCCAUGCACAAUUCAUUGAUUUUUCACCAUGUGAAAAAUAUGUUGUGUCCUAUGCUCCCCAAGGGGAUCCACAAAAACCUGAUCAGAAAAAGAUCAUUAUAUGGGACAUCAGGACAGGAUUGGAAAAACGUUCUUUCAAUCCAGAUGGCCAACCUGCUUGGCCAAUUUUUCGUUGGUCACAUGAUGACAAAUACUUUGCAAGAAUAGGAAAUGACGUAUUAUCUAUCUAUGAGACUCCUUCCUUUGGUCUUCUGGAUAAGAAAUCCAUUAAAAUUAGUGGCAUCAGAGAUUUUAAUUGGUCACCAACAGAUAACAUUGUUGCGUAUUGGGUUGCUGAGGAUAAAGACGUCCCAGCAAGCGUCACUUUACUGGAAAUACCAAACAGGAAUGAGAUUAGGAAAAAAAAUUUAUUCAACGUUGCUGAUUGUAGGAUUCAUUGGCAGAAGUCUGGUGAUUAUCUGUGUGUGAAAGUGGACCGAUAUUCAAAAGUUAGGAAGGAAAAGAAUGAGAUGAAAUACUCUGGAAUGUACAGCAACUUUGAAAUUUUCCACUUGAGAGAAAAACAAAUACCAGUGGAUAAUGUAGAGUGCAAAGAACCUGUCCAGGCAUUUGCUUGGGAACCUGUUGGCUCAAAAUUUGCCAUGAUACAUGGAGAACUGCCCAACAUCAAUGUCAGUUUUUAUGAAGUGAGAAUUGGCCAAGCUCCAAUACUUCUUAAGAAAUUUGAGAAGAGAACGUGUAACCACUUGUUUUGGUCACCAGGCGGUCAAUUUAUUGUGUUGGCAGGACUAGGUAGCUCAGGUGGCAGUACACUAGAAUUUGUUGACACUCAUGAGUUCCUGAUUAUGAACUCCACGGACCACUAUCAAUUGUCAGAUGUUGAAUGGGAUCCCACCGGAAGAUAUGUUAUAACCGGAGUGUCGUUUUGGAAAACAAAAGUCGAUACAGGUUACUGGAUGUGGUCCUUCCAAGGUAAAAUUCUAAAAAGAGUAAACUUGGAACGCUUCGGCCAAGCGCUGUGGCGACCAAGACCUCCAACAUUGUUAACAGAGAAGCAGCAGAAGGAAAUCAAGAAGAAUCUUAAAAAGUAUUACGCACAAUUUGAGAGCAAAGACAGGAUGCGACAGUCAAAAGCGUCGAAGGAGUUAAUUGAGAAACGAGCGGCCCUUAUGCAGAAGUUUAACAGCUAUCGGGAGGAGAAACACAAGGAAUGGAAGGAAAGGAAAGCCAGAAGACUGGCGUUAAGAAACAACAUUGACACUGAUGAAUUAGGAGCAGAUACUGAUAAUGUUGGAGAGGAAGUUGUUGAAUUCUUUAUCAAAGAAGAAAUCAUACCAAUUGAUUAGUGAAAGUGUUUAUUUAACGGAGGUUGGCCCUGUACCUAGACUACAGGGCUAUCGGAGCAGCUUCCAGCAAGAAAACAUUUUUAGGGAGUACCUUGAAUCGCCUUGGAAUAUUUUUAAUUCAUUUAAGCAGAAUUCACUUUUAUAAUCACCAUUUUCUGGAGUUAUUUAAUAAAAGUAACUUUUUAUUAUC
Messenger RNA from Cylas formicarius (sweet potato weevil), 2336 nucleotides. RefSeq names its product eukaryotic translation initiation factor 3 subunit B (gene eIF3b). Gene Ontology annotation, cellular component: eukaryotic translation initiation factor 3 complex. Gene Ontology annotation, molecular function: RNA binding; translation initiation factor binding; translation initiation factor activity. NCBI's taxonomy places the organism in Eukaryota, Metazoa, Arthropoda, Insecta, Coleoptera, Brentidae. The coding region runs from base 53 to 2146 and encodes 697 amino acids. Gene Ontology annotation, biological process: translational initiation. The record is from RefSeq and is a predicted model, not a curated record. The transcript is spliced from 10 exons.